This is a messenger RNA of Trichobilharzia regenti, 285 nucleotides long. The record is from the annotation of a GenBank genome assembly. NCBI's taxonomy places the organism in Eukaryota, Metazoa, Platyhelminthes, Trematoda, Strigeidida, Schistosomatidae.
AUGAAUAUUUUGAUUAAAGAAAUGCGUCGAUCACUAAAAGAACUAACACUUGGUCUAAAAGGUGAAUUGACUACAACUCCAGAAAUGGAAGAACUGUCCAACUCGCUUAUUAUUGACAGUGUACCAGCCCAGUGGGAGAAACGUGCCUAUCCAAGUAUGUGUCCAUUAGGCAUAUGGUAUGCUGAUAUGCUGUCUAGAGUUAAAGAAUUAGAAGCUUGGACAAAUGAUUUCGCUCUGCCUAAUACUGUCUGGCUGGGGGGUUAUUUAAUCCACAGUCAUUUUUAA